Sphaeroforma arctica JP610 is the source of this 588-nucleotide messenger RNA. RefSeq lists its product as hypothetical. The annotation marks the transcript as partial. The transcript has 2 exons. Gene Ontology annotation, molecular function: protein binding. Gene Ontology annotation, biological process: regulation of gene expression. Gene Ontology annotation, cellular component: nucleus. The record is from RefSeq and is a predicted model, not a curated record. Lineage: Eukaryota; Ichthyosporea; Ichthyophonida.
GUACUGUGCAUUUUGCGAUCUUAUAUUCUGUUUUUUUAAAUUUUUUACUUGUAUUGUACAUGCAGUUAAUGUGCGUCAGUGUACUGGGGUCUGGGAGAGGAAUAUACUCUCUUGUUGGAUUACACUUAACAUCACAAACGCGCGCACACGUACACCAUCAACACUGGAAGUAGCUAGUUAUCACGAUAUUUUCCAUCCAGUAUGCUCUCCUCUUCAGCAGGAACGAAGGAGCUAACAAAGGCUGUUGCAGCCGGGGAUGCCAAGAAGAUCAACAAGAUCUUGAAGAUUGAUAAGAAGGGCGUCACAAAAGGCGAUAAGAUAAAAGCCAAAGGUUUAAAUAUUGAGUGUCGGGACGUUGAGGGAAAGACACUACUGAUGAAGGCAGUCAUGAUACAAAAUAUCAAAUGUGUCCAGGCUUUAAUUUACUGUUCUGCAAUAGUGAACGCUAGAGAUAUAGAUGGGAAUACUCCAUUACACUUAUCUUGUGAAGGAGCAGAAUGUGACGCCCGUAUAAUACAGGAACUCGUCGACGCACAUGCUGACGUCGACAGUCGCAAUAGAGUCGGAGAAACUCCACUGCACAAGGUA